AUGACAUACAUGAAGUUUAUUGCGACUCCAAUUGCAUCACUCGCAGUCCUUUCCAACAUUGGCGUGGUCAUUUUAUUUCUUCGCAACACAAUUUGGUUAAAGAAACCUUACAACGUGUUUAUCCUCCACCUGGCGUUUACUGACUUGACAACUGGAAUUUUAAUGUCCAUUGCUCCUGGAUUGAGUUUCAAACCAACUACAGUUCCAGACAACCUAUUCUUUGGUAGACUUUAUUGCCAAACUAUUGCCGGUUAUUGGCUGUUCUUUGCACUCGGAGCUGUAUCAGUCUAUACUUGCUUGUUCCUUACUAUUGAAAGAUGGACGGCAAUUUGUCGACCAUUUAAGUAUAGAAUGAGAUUUGCCAACAAACAUUUGAUUAAAUAUUUGGUUCUGAUAUGGAUACUUGGACUUGGAACGUCACGUCUUGGUACUGUGUCUCGAACAUAUCAAACAAAGACAUCAAACAUGACGGCAGCAAAAUGCAUCGGUACACCACUAGUUGAAGGUAAAAUACUAUAUUUAUCUUCUUAUGAAAAUGUUAAAGGGCAUAUGACUCGAAAAUUGAUGGCGUUAGUUUUUUAGUCUAAUUUGAACGAUCAUUGAAAACUGUAGUCGAGUAACCUCUUUAACAGAUUUUUGGUUUCUUGUUUCGUUUUGGAGAUAUUUCAUUUUGUCGUAUUCAAGAUAUACGGCUUUUAGGGCUAACUCAUUAGCGAACUUAAGCAAAGCUUAAAGGGGCAAUGUCACCGAUUUUUGACCUAAAAUGCCUUUUAUUCAAAAACUGAACUACAAAGUUAAAAAUAAACAUUGUAAAUGGAUUAAGUUAUGAUAUAUGAGUCAUAUUAAACAACUUUGAACUUCCACGCAACAUGUAACAUGACAUUUUCAUAACAAUUGACUAAAACUUGAAAAAGUGUCUGCCGACAAUUAAUCAAGAUGCCAUUUACAAUCAAUCUCAAUCCUGACGUAAUCUUGCCCAUCCAGACUUCUGUACAUGUUUUUUGUGUUUGUUUUUGCUUUAUUUUGUGCUUACACUCAUUUUUUUUCAGUUUUGGACAAAAUUUGCGAGGGUUGGAAUUGCUCAAAAAUCGGUGACAUUGCCCCUUUAAUCUAGUACGGGGACGUGGCAAGAAAGCGCCUUAAAUUCUAUAGUUUUUUAUUAUAACUAACUACCGUUAUUAAGAACUUCAAAAAGCAGAACAAAAGUGCAACGAAAACAGCUAAUAAUAACAUAUUAAUGCAAGGAAAUGAGCAGAAAUUGACAAUUAAAAUCCACAGACGUUUUAGACGGCGCCGUAGUUCUGUUUUACAACGGCAAAAUACAGAUUAUCACGUCUUGUAUACAACGCUUACAUUUCAAGCUGGGACAACUGCUAUUUUAAAGUGGGUCCUAAAACUUUUCUCAAUCGUAAACCCAGUGUUUAUUUUGAUCCUUAAACUGUAUUAUUUCCAUACGAUGGAUAACAGACGACAGGUUUUCUGCUGCAAUCAUUUUGUUUAACGAGUUUGUUUACCGUCGCCGUCGCAUUCCCGUCCUACAUGCUUAAGCUCGCUAUUAUGCAUAUGUGACGUAGGAAGUUGGUCCUUUGCAUAUCAUACACAAUGAAAUAUCUCCGAAACGAAGCAAGAAAACAAAAAUCUGUCAAAGAAGUUACUCUACAGUUUUCAAUGAUCUUUCAAAUUAGACAAAAAACAACACCAUCAAUUUUCGAGUCAUAUGCCCUUUAAAGGUUAAAUACUGUACUUAUCUUCGAGUAAAAACGCUAACUUUGACGCUUGAGAUGAACAAAACUUCAUUGACAUUGUGACAAAGAGCAUAUAUAUUACAUAUUAGCAUAUAUACAGUAUACAUAUAUAUAUUACACAGACUUCGCGUUCAUGCAUGGACAUCCUAAAAUUAUUAAGACUCGAAAAUUGAUGGUGUUAUUUUUUUGUCUAAUUUGAAAGAUCAUUGAAAACUGUACAGUAACUUCUUUGACAGAUUUUUGUAUUCUUGCUUCGUUUUGGAGAUAUUUCAUUUUGUAUGAUAUGCAAAGGACCAACUUCUUACGUCACAUAUCACAUAUGCAUAAUGAUUUAGCCCUAUAAAAGCUGUAUAUCUUUAAUACGACUAAACACAAUCAGUAGAAAACCUACAUGGGUGUUGUUGUGGACAAAUCUCGUGCUCAUCAUUCAUUUUUAGCGAAUUUAUUUGAUAGUGACAAAAUUAUAUAACAUUUUAAAGUAAGUCUUUAUGAAAUAUCUCCAAAAUGAAGCAAGAAACCAAAAUCUGUCAAAGAUGUUAUCAAAAUGUUACUCUACAGUUUUCAAUGAUCUUAAUGAAAAUAAUACCGUCAAUUUUCGAGUCAUAUCCCGUUUAAGAUAAGCGUCAGGUUAUUGCGAAAAUAUUCUGUCCUUAAAUUGGCGAAUAUUCGCUACCAAUACAUAUUUACUGGGGGCGGUGGAAUUUGAAUUCCACUCAAAAAGAUAAGACGUCUCCGAGAAUUAACUAAUGACUCUGGAAUACAAUUCUCAUUCUCGCUCAUAAUUUCCGAAAACGACUCAGUUGCAUGGUUCAUUGCCUUGUUGGAGACGGCGUGCAAUUCAAAAACUAGUUUUGCUCAUGUACAUGAUUGGGGUAAGAAAAACACAAUCAUUAUGGACACUGGCAUUUAAUUGGCUAAGAAUUUUUUUUUCAAACAGACAACAAUAUGUUGAAUGCAGUGGGGUAACGUCCUCGUGAAGUUGUGGAGUACCUCAAGGGUCCGUUCUUGGACCAUUACUAUUUCUGAUAUAUAUUAAUGAUAUUUGCAAUGUCUCAGAUGCCUUGGAAUUGGUCUUAUUUGCUGAUAAUACCAAUCUAUUUUUUUCUCAUCAUGAUCUAUCUAACUUGACCAACCUCAUCAAUAUAGAGUUACAUAAUAAGUUAUCUGAUUGGUUUAAAGCCAAUAAGCUAUCAUUAAAUAUAAAGAAGUCAAACUAUAUUAUUUUUAGACCGCGGCAAAAAGAGACAAAUUACUAGUUUGCCGUUGUAUAUAAAUGAUCAUGAACUGCAUCGUACAGGUCAUAUAGUUUUUCUUGGAGUAAUCCUGGAUGAACACUUGUGUUGGUCACUUCACAUUUCGCAUAUUGCUAGCAAAAUUUCUCGUUUGGUUGGUGUCAUAUAUCGAGCACGUUUUUGCCUCACUAAGAUAGCUGAUUACUAUAGCACAGCUUUGAAUUCAAUAUUGUAAUACUUGUUAUAAAUGAGGAAGCCCAUAACCCUAUAAGCCAUAUGGUUUCUACUUGGGCUUCCUCGUCACAUAUGUAUAUUUCAUUAAUGUACAUUUCAUUUGUAAAUAAUUCCUUUUUGUGGCAAUUUAAUCAAUUGAAUUGAAAUUGAAGAACAUGAAUUUCUCCUUAGUUGAUGUUUUCAAAAUCCAUGUUUGCUGCAAAGUCAUUGAUGGAACUUAUUAUAAAACUCAAAAUAUAAAUUAAUUAAUCACGAUUUUGUUCAUAUCCUUGAAGAGUACAGGUGGUUUCAUCCGAAAUCUGGUAAAGUUGAUAGAGUAUCAGCCAACCAAUAUGAUUGGAUAAAUAAGCUAGAAUUAGUUUCAAACAUCUUGUAACUCCAAAGACGCGUAAAAUUUUAAACAAAGAAAACGGGCGGGGGGCAUGGUGGGGCGGGGGAGGGGCAUGGUGGGGCGGGGUUGACGCCUGAUGAACAAAAUAACCAAAUCCGUAGUUCACCAAAUUGCAUGGAUAUAUGAAUGUAUUAUAAUUUCACAGGAGAUUUUAUUGGAUCGAUCACAGUAUGUUCUGUAAGUCUCAAGUUCUUUAUUCCAUCUGGAAUAAUAUUGGUCCUGUAUGCUCGUACUAUUCGCAAGAUAAUACAAACUGGCAAACAGUUCCACGGCCAGAACAAAAGAGAACAGGCCAUCAGAAAUGUUACCAAGAUGGCAGCGACAGCCUCACUUGUAUUGAUUGCUUGUUGGUUACCAAGUCAGGUGAGGAUUGAUGGUUUAUCCCCGAGCCGGCGGCGCGAAGCGCCGUGCGAGGGUACUAAUUCCCCCCGGCUAUUUACACCCGGGGAAACGACAGCAUUAGCGAAGUCUAAAGUUCAUCAAUGAGCGCGGGCGUCGGUCACCAACGAUGGGUGGUCAUCCUCACUGAUCUCAAAAAUAUGGCGGAUUGUCAUGAAUGAAUAAUGACGACAGCGAAAUAGCAAACAUUUCUUGAUUUGAUGAUUGAUAAAUUUCUUGCAAAUAUAUUUCAUUUUUGCUCGUAUUUCUGCAAGAUUUUGUAAAUUUCAAGAAAGAAAGGGCGAAAGAAUCAGCUAAAAGAAGGGAGCCGACGUUAACGAAGGUAAGUUUGUUUUAAAUAUUGAUUUUAUAAUGGCUUUAAAACCCGACGGCCUUUGCGUAUAUGAAACAACUAAACAAGACAGCAUAUAUAAAUUUCAGUGUAACUUUAAUAUUGAUUCCCUUUUUUAUUAUAUUGAAUUUUUUAAAUAAAAAUAAAGCAAAGACCAAAGUUAUUUGCAAGCGAGAAUUUGAAAUCAUUUUAUUGCAAACUCAAAGUUUAUCGAUAAAGCCAUUUAAUAGUUAAAGGCAGUUUAGUUUUAUAAAGAACACUUUAAAACGUUUUGUGAAUUGUAUGUGGUUGAAUUUUACCUUAAAUUGAAGCUUGUAUUACGUAUAAUUACAUACCUAACAUAUAUAUGUUGGGAAAUUGAUAAUUUUGUAAUUAAAAGUGAUAUUUUUAGGCGAUUUUUAUUUGUAAGAAUAUUCUUAAAAAAUUAUCGUGUUACCAUGACAACUACUCUAGAUACUCCCUGUUCGGAAAAUACAACGGUUUUGUCAGCAAGGCGAGGGUCUCUGCAUGCAUGUAUUUUCUAGUUUUACAAACAAUGUUUUCAAUAACUGCCCACAAAUUCUAGUCAAUUUCUCUUUUUAGAAGUUAUUAAGUUCCCACUCUUCAUAUCACUCUCAGCCUCCUUCCAUUAAAUGUUAAUUAUCAAACUUAUCAGUUCUUCCGAGAUAAUCUCAGCAACUCCUUGACUCUGAAUUUGUUUAUCAUUUUUAACAUGUAUAGAAGGGAAGGGCUGCACAUGGAACGACGUCACGUGGUAGAUAGGGAUGUUAGGGCUUACAUUUACAGCGUGGGAUAUCUUGCCUUUUUCUCCACGUUAAAUAUUAAAAAUUACAUUAUAAUUAAAUCAACCAAUCAAUUACCAACCAAGAGAUCAAGCAAUCGAUCAGACACUUACUUAUAAAAAUAUAUUUUACCAUUGGUAAAAGCAAAACUUUUCCAUACAACGUAAUAGCAAGAUUAUGAAUAUUAUGAGGAUGAUUCGUGUCACGAUAUGCAUGAGUUUGAUACGGAAAUGUUACUUUCGUCUCUGUGAUGGCAUCGUCCGUUUUUAGGAGGUCUGUACAGAUCAGAGACGUAUUUCAUAUUCCUGUCUGAAAACAAUGACAUAGCAAUUUACUAUACAUGUAGGCUAUCAUCUUAUUGCCUAUAGUUCUGCUCUCACUGCUUAUUAUAUUCUUAAAUGCUACGGAAUAUCUUCUGAAAAUCAAGAUAUUUCCGAAUUCAUUUAUAUCAACCGUUAUGACUAAAGGGAUCUACCAUCACACGGGCAAUAACCCAAAAAUUAUAGAUAAGUAGACCAAUUUUUUCUUUCCCACUCUUCGCAGCAAUUGUAUAGUUUUUUAGAUGUUGCUCUCGACCUCAAUAAUAAAAGCUACUGAUAAUACAUAAAUUCUAUUUCUGAUCAAUUAAAUAUUUUUAGUAUAGUCAUUCCCAGUGCGUAAUUUUUAUUUCAGAUUAAUUUAAUAUUAGUGAAGUAUGGCCAAGCUGGAAUGUUCAGUCAUUUCCACAAUACUACCACAAUAUAUCUUUUUUAUUUCAGAUUUAUUUAAUAUUAUUGAAGUAUGGCAAAGCUAAACUGUUCAGUCACUUCCACAACUCCACCAUAGUGUUGGUUUCAAUUAACUCGACUUUAAAUCCAUUUAUAUACGCGUUGUGGGGAAGACAGUUUAAGAUUGGGAUUAAGUCUGGUUUGUGUCGAUGCAUUGGCCAUACCAGCAAGAGUGACGUCACUUUGAAUUCUGGUCAAGAAGGCAGCUAUGAAUUAUCUUGUACAUCAGGACAAAAUAACAACGCUUUUGAAAUUUUCCAUCAAAUAUUUAAUGUACAUUAAUUAAAAAAUGUAAUUUAAAAAUUUAUAUUGCGGGUGUUACAUAGGAAGAUGCUCACACGCGCAUUACAUCAAAAUAGAAAAUUGGAAUAUUACACUAAUUUUAAAAAUAGGUACGCAACGCGUACAUGUAUCUGCGAAAAAACUUCAUUCACAUUUUGUAUUUUCUUGAAAGAAACUGAAUAAUGAAGAUGACAUGGGACAAUUGAAAUAUUUCAUCACUUAUUAUAAUAGCAGAUAAGAUUUAAAACAGGGCUGUACACAGCGGGGAGUGCAGCAGGGCAAGUGCUACCCCCGCCCGCACCGAGAAAAUUUAACUAACUUUAUAAUGUGAUUAUGAUUGUAACAGAUAAUUAUGCAGUCAGGAAAUAAAAAUUUCAUGCAAACAAUAUUCAAAGUGUCUAUACAGCCAGCUAUUUAGUAAACUGUCACCUGUCAAUUCAAUCCAUACUCAUCAAAUUUUCAAAACUUUAUUGUAAUCAUAUGAAGCAAAAGUUAUGUCACUUGUUGUUUACACUUGCCAAUGUUAACUGUUGAGUAACAUACACAAAUUAUUUGGUGAACAUGUCGAAGACCACUGAAUAAUUGAGAAUGUUUUGAAGGUCAUGAGUGAAGUAUAUAAUUAAAUUCCAGUUCUGUGCACAGUUAAUGAUAUACCACACUGUUCGGUUUAACACGUACAGCACAUUCACACAAAAACAAUCGUGUUGUGGGAGAUUAUCGGUUUGAGUAGAAGGUAUCACAAGUUUAGUUUUGUACAUUGUGUGUCACUGAUCAAAUCCACCAUAUAAUAUAUGAUUACUCAUUGUAGCUGUUAAGUUAUUUUCCAUACUAAUGAAUUUAGGUAAGAUUGUCUUGCAAGUUGGUUGUUCUGACAAAAUUAUCCAGCCAAUAUCCACUACAUUUAUUCUUCAUUCUUGUAUUAAUCUCUAAAGAAAAAUAUUUAUGUUAGAAAGCAAAAUGACAAUGUAAUGAGGCUCGGGAGGGUGAGGAUUCUUUUAUUUGAAAAUGCUUGUAAAAAUUUUGUUUAAUUAACUCUAAUGUGUAAAACCAAAAUGCAUAAGUAUUUUAACUGAUAACAUCUUCAACCUUUGCUCUAACACUACAUUUGAUGACAGCUUUAUAGUUGGACUGUUGUUUUGAGUCAGAGACACAGAGUUAUGGAGUAGUCAAUAUACAGAAAUACAGGACCAGGAUUUAAUUCAAUAUCUCCUGAGAAUGUUUUCACUGUUUAAAAUAUUACAGAAGUCACAGAAGGAUUGUUUUUAAUACUGUAUAAAUCUUUUUGCGAACUAUGUUGACAAAUAGCUUAAAAUAUCCUCGAAAAUAUCCAAUAUUUUAACAGUGUAAUAUAUUAAUAAAAAAUUCCACAGUGUAUUCCAUGUAAACUCUACGCCAAAUAUACGGCAAUAUUAACUAUAGAUAGUAUAGUAAAUAUUUGCCGAACUGGCGAACUCAUGUAUUAUAAAACUUGUAAAAUAUGUGGGACAUAUAUUUGCCAAAUUUGGUAUUUAAAUAUAUAAUAUGUGGCAUUUGACUACUUACCAGAUGAGGAUAAGAUUCCAUGUUGAUAAAUAAGUAGAAUGGCGAGAAAAGUCAGAAAACAAGACAGCCAAUUCAAGAUAAAUUGAUAAAAAUAUCAAGAUAUUUAUGAAAGAAUAUAAAACACGAUUUAUACACGAGGCCUGACGAGGCUAAAGUAUGCCCGUUCGCAGGUUAGAUCAGCGGGCACGAUAUAAACAAUUGAUGUAAACGAAUCGCUGAUUAGCUUAAAUCGGCAUAAAUAAUGGCUUAAAAUAUAUAAGCUCGUCGCUGAAUGGCUAUCUGUUAACAUACGGUACGGUAACAGUACGUUUGCGAUAGCAUAUAUAUAUAUAUAUAUAUAUAUAUAUAUAUAUAUAUAUAUAUAUAUAUAUAUAUAUAUAUAUAUAUAUAUAUAUAUAUAUAUAUAUAUACAGGGUGCCCCCCCAAAAAUGCCCUCUGUCAUAUUUGGUGGUAUUACUUCGCUAUAUUUAAUCAAAGGUUCAAAUUUUUUGCAGUGGGUUGAAAAACAAUCAUAUUAAAUCAAUCGUAGUAUUUAUCUCACCAAAAUACUUAACCGUUCGGCUUCUAGAGAUACUUGCGAUACUUGGUGGCGAAUUACAGAAAUUAGGUUAAAAAUAAUGCAAACUUUGCAGAAAGAUUUCUAAAGUUUCUACCCACCUUUUUGCUCAAAAACAAAAUUUUUUUAUCUCUAUUAUUAAACUUUUGUUUCUUGUAGAAAUUAAUAAAAAAGAUGAAAAAUCCCUGGCAAAUUGACAAAGGCAAGCUAAGGUUGGGAAAAUGCCUUAAAUUUGCUGUUUUCCGUUCAAUUUGUUCCAUGAAAGAGGAAAUGUUGGGAUUUCGGCGCUAGUCUUUCCCCUUUUCUGGGGAUUGCUUCAUUAUUUUUACAGAAAAUUAAUUUGCGAUUUUGGCUACAACUAACUAACAAGUUUUAGAAAAGAUAUGUAGCCAUUUACCAUUAAAAUAUUUUAUGACGCUCCAUAAUAUGUUUAAACCUAAUAUCCUCAAUUUGGACAAGUGGCAAUAUUGGUGUCGCCACCUUAAGUAGCUCUAGAAGGCGAACGGUUAAACAAUUUAGUGCGAAAAAAUGCAACAAUUCACGUAUAUAUAUAUAUAUAUAUAUAUAUAUAUAUAUAUAUAUAUGAACUUGGCUUUGGGAUUUCUUCAGACAUAAAAAUACACAAAGUAUAUUUUCCAAACGUUUCGCCUUUUACGGCUUCUUCAGUGGAAUGUUUUUUAUAGGAGGAAAUAUUAUUGUAAAAAACAUUCCACUGAAGAAGCCGUAAAAGGCGAAACGUUUGGAAAAUAUACUUUGUGUAUUUUUAUGUCUGAAGAAAUCCCAAAGCCAAGUUCAUACACUAUCCAGACAUGGUACCUCACACCCAUUCAUAUAUAUAUAUAUAUAUAUAUACAUAUAUAUAUAUAUAUAUAUAUAUAUAUAUAUAUAUAUAUAUAUAUAUAUAUAUAUAUAUAUAUAUAUAUAUAUAUAUAUAUAUAUAUAUAUCACUGACCCAGGCUGUACUUCCCGUCAUCAUCGUCACUGCAUGGUCACUGUUAAAUGUGAAUGAGGUUUGAAAUGAAAUGUAGAAAAUACGAAAACAAGCAACAUACCGCAUACAGCACAGCCAUGGAAAGCAAAAUAAAGCCAACAGAGAUGGUUGAUUGUUUAAUCAUUCUGAAAAGUUUUCUUUGGAAUGCCUUCAGUUGGUGUUUCUCGUUCGACAAACUGUGUAAUACUGAAUAUUCUUGUCUUGUGCUUCAACUUUAUCAUCGUGAAGGUCAAUUUGAAUAUAUAUGCCGUUGCUGAAACGGAUGUCAAAAUUUGAAGGGGCUAAACUAUCUAUUUUUGAACUCAUUUUCUUAAUUGACACGGCCAAGAGAAGGUUUUUAAAUUUUUAACAUGCAAACCUACAGCUAUAGGGUACAAGUUCAAGGGUCUAUUACAAUAAUAAUAAUCCGCGUUUAUUAUCAGAGUAUCCACCAAUAAAGGCGUCUCUUCAUCUGAUAAAACUACAUUCUGAAAAAUUUACACUAUAUACCAGUAUUUAAUAUUACUAACUGAGGGCCUGUUCAUAUGGGCAAAAGUUAUCCCGGUUAACGAAAACUUUUCGACUAGCCAAAUACUUUUGUUCUGUUCAUAUAUGGAGAAACUUUAUCCCGCUUACCGGGUAAAGUUUUCGGCUGUGACGUGGCACUGAACAUCAAUUGAAUUGAAAAGUUGCUGACACGACAGAAAGUUAUCCCGCUAAGCGGGAAAGUUGUGUUCAUAUGGGAAAAAUAUUUUCCCGGUCACCGAGAUCUCGCCUGUCAACAAGCGAGAGCUCGGUACACGGGAAAACUUUUUGUCUCAUAUGAACGCAGUAUAACUUUUCAUAUUAUUUUCAUACCAAGGCGAGAUCUCGCUUGUAAACUUCUUGAAAAGUUUUCUCGCUAACCGGGAUAACUUUUGCCCAUAUGAACAGGCCCUAAGUGUGAUGAACUCACUUUUCCAAUACGCGUACAGACGUUGAAAGUUUUAAACAUAAAUUUAACCACACAAUCCCUCUCUCGGGCAAAUAAAAAGAGUUUAUUUUCAUGUUUGUUGUCUCAAAAUAAAAUUGUUGCCGCCAUUUUGAAAUUUAUUGACAGGGGGUGACUGCCUCUAGUCACUUGCUAAGCUAUGCGCAGUACGGCAUGCGCAGUGACCAAGCCCUUACCACAGAAUAAGGAGUAGAACCUUACGCUUUUUUGACUGAUGUCGGACAUCUGGUCCUCUUAAUCUGCACCGAUAAUCAACGAGCCUGAGACGAAUAAUUGUUUUAGUAUUUUUACAAAAGCUUUUGUGCUUUUUGUGACUGAAAUUAUUUUAAUUUCGCUUAUUUCUUUGUCAGUAAACUUCCACAAAACGGGUAGCCGCCAUUUUGAAAAUUUCUGUUUUGUUAUAUUCACCUGUAGGUGAAUAUAACGGCUUAUUACGUCAAGUGAUAUUUUUAUGCCAUUUUUCAUUUGUAAAAACGUUCUUAAUAAGAAUAUCGUGUUACCGCAUGGCAACUACUUUAAAUACUUCAUGUUCGGAAAAUGCAAUUGGUUUUGUUAGCAAGGCGAGGGUUCCUGCAUGCAUUUAUUUUCUAGUUUGUAUACGUUGAUUGUUGUUUUUUUUAAUUAUUUUGUUUCUGAUUGCAGUUGGUUCUAGAGUGUACGCCCGUUGGUCAAACGGUUUAUACUACAAAGUCGGUUUCGUCAGCAAGUCCAAUCGGCGGACAGUCUCCAUCAAUUAUGAUGACGGAGAUAGUAUAACCCUGCCAAAGAGUGACAAACGUGCAGUCAUCCUUGACAACUUACCACGAGACCACCUGGUCGAAUUAGGACAGCAAGUGAUUGGUUAUUGGCCUUGGCGUGUGAGAUAUUACCCAGGUUAUAUAUCUAGAUUUUGCGGCUACAGAACUAGGAAGUUUCGGCUUAGGUUCGAAGACAGGCAGAUACGCUGUCAGCAUAUUUACGAGAUACGCAUGGUUCCCUAG
Paramuricea clavata is the source of this 11202-nucleotide messenger RNA. The record is from the annotation of a GenBank genome assembly. Lineage: Eukaryota; Metazoa; Cnidaria; Anthozoa; Malacalcyonacea; Plexauridae.